Molecule: messenger RNA, 1134 nt
Organism: Fusarium pseudograminearum CS3096
Lineage: Eukaryota; Fungi; Ascomycota; Sordariomycetes; Hypocreales; Nectriaceae
Exons: 3
Coding region: 1-1134 (377 amino acids)
Source: RefSeq, a predicted model, not a curated record
AUGAAGACAAUUCUAUUUUCUGCAGCCCUCAUUCCUUUCUUAACAAUAUCUACUCUGGCUGCUGAUGACGACAAUGUCACCUGUCGCACAGAGCUUGGAAAGACAUCAGUCGCCAGUAUAAAGACCGACACAGUCACCAAGACCGAUCCCAUCAAGCCAACCAAAACAUUUUCUACAAAAACAUUUACGCGCACUGCCAAGGGUGGCACGGAUACCUUUAGCACGACAAGCACCUUGUUCAAGAUCGCUACUGUGACAGUUACUGCUACUAACACCAUCACUACGACAAAGACUGGCACUGUCAAGUCCACCCGCACUACUGUGGUCCCUACCACCGCGGGCUUCAGGUUCAUCUCAGACACUGUCAACGAGGAAUCGUUUGCGCCUGUCGCCGGCCCACGAAAAUUUGCUAGAAAUCCCCAUGCUCCUCCUCUGGUCAAGCCUGGCCUGAAAGCCUUUGCUUUCCCAAACAAGGUGCACUGUACCGAAUUACUUCCCAACACAGACACUCGAACUGUCAAGAAGACAGGCAGUCCUACUACCACCACCGUCUCUACCAUGCGCACAAAGACAAAGAUCGCAAUCAUCUCUACCACCACCACUCUCAUUCCCGAUGACGUCUCUGUCACAAAGACAUUCACUACCAACAUGAAGGUCACCACUUACUCUACUACAUAUAAAACAUCCACCAAGCGUGCCACCGCAACCAAGACAAGUAUCAAAUCUGGCCCGACCCAGUACGCUGCAUGCUCAGAAGGAAACAUGUUCGGCCCCAACUUCAACAGCGGAGGUACUGGAUACUACAUCACCAAUGUCCUCAACAACGGCCCUGGAAUCCCAUCCGAUUACCAGAUUGUGUCAAGCGGUGCCGACUCUGCAGAUGAGUGCUGUGCUUCAUGCAUGCAGUACAACGGCUGUGAGACCUGGAUCUACCGUGAGAGGAACCGCAACUGCUUCCUUCUUUAUCAUGUUUUGAGAAAGGGCGAAAAGUGCUCGUCGCAGAAGAACCAUCCCAACUUUUUCCUGUCCAAUAAGGGCGCAGAUACAGGGGCUGGUUUCAUUGCAGGCAAUGGUGUAUGCGGCUUCACAUACAGUGGAAACAGCGAUGGAUCAUUGUUCACUGUCGACACUUAG